Molecule: messenger RNA, 333 nt
Organism: Didymodactylos carnosus
Lineage: Eukaryota; Metazoa; Rotifera; Eurotatoria; Philodinida; Philodinidae
Source: the annotation of a GenBank genome assembly
AUGGAAUCCUGCCGUUAUAAUGUAUCACUAUUAUACCGUUCUUUAGAAAUGGAUUAUUUAAAAAUAUUAGCCAUUUUUUUAAUUUUUACGCAAAUUUUCCAAGUAGCAUUCGCUCGACCAUCAUCAAAUUCACGACAUGAUUUAACCCAAUCGGCUUACAACAUCGAUCUAGAUGAUUUAAGUGACAACGAUUUGAAUGAUUUAACUGACUAUUCAUCAAAAUCGAAAAAAUGGAUCAAAUUUAUCAGUAACAACAACGAAGAUCGGCGAAAAAAGUUUUUAGACUCAGGACAUAGUCUGCAAGGUUUAUGGGCUAUGCCGGGAAAACGAUAG